AAUUACAUUGCACUCAGGUUCCUGAGAACCGAACCACAAAAGCACUAGCUGUAGAGCCUCUUGUACUGGAAUCCCCUCAGAAGUUCUUCUUGCGUAUGAAGCAGAAGUUGCAGAAGCAGCGAAAAGAUCCAACACCUUCAAACCCAAUCAAGCAGAACGAUCCUCCUUCCACAACUACAGAAAAGCCAGUAGUCAAAUCUACUUUUGCUGAGCAGCUCAGGAAUGGUCCUACAGACUAUGCGGCCACCGAUAAGGAUGAUCAGGACAAUUUCCUUAUGGAAUCAAUGGAUGCUGAUGAUGAAAUGUCUCAAAAUACAAUGACUAGUUCUGUGAAUUUAAACUCCGCCCCUUUUGAAAAUGGGGAUCAGUUAGAAGAAAGGUGGGGAAAUGGAGAAGCAAAAUGUACUGAACUUCAUCAGGACAGAAGAGAGUUGCAGCCAAGUCAUAAGCAAGCUGCUCGUGGAGUAGAAAAGAUACUGGAGACUAAUUCUGAAAAGCCCUCACAGUGCUUUUGUAGUAUUAUGCUCUCUUCUCCCAAAAUCCACAUUCCAAGGAAGCAAAAGCCAAAAGGCGGCUGUGAGGUCCCUUUGGAUAAACCUCAUACAGAUCAAGUUGCUCGCAGAGCUGACAAAGAGAAAAAUAUCUGCCUAACCAGCUGGAGAAUUAAGGUGAUGGAUGGUAACACUGCAAUAUGUGUUGAAGGAAAACGGAAAGACAUGAAAGAUCUGUGUUGGCACAGUAAUGCAAUUAUGGAACGCAUAGCACGCAACCAAGUUAAAACAGCAUCUGGCAGUAUCUACUUGCUACAGGGAAAUAUAGAUUCAGCUUCGAUGAGAAAAGAAGGAUUUCCCUACCGUUUCAUCAAAAGAUUUAUGUAUGGGUUUUCCAAAAAGUGGAAGGAGUACGUCAAGGAGUUUCUUGAGGAAAGGAGGAGGAAAGAACAAAAACAAAAUACUCGUGAGGACGAAAAUGAAGAGAGCGACUCAGCGGUGCGUACGGAUGCGUUGAAUAAUGCAGAAGGCUCAGCAAGAGAUGUAAAGAAACCUGCAACCGUAAACACCACCUACGAAGUAUUACCGAAGAACGAUGAAAACGCUUAUACAACGCCGAAGCACAGUUCCAUACUGAAUGACUCCAACAGAGUUUACACUCGUAGCGGCCGUCUCGUUAAACCGCCGUUAAACUACUGGUGUGGGCAACGUGAAUUUGUUGACCAGAAACUAAAUGUUACUAUAGAAGAAGGUGGAACAGAUUAUUUGAGCAUGAUGUUUAGUAAUGAAAAAUCCCAAAGAAAGACCAGUUCCAUCUCUAAGAAGAGUAAAAGAACGGAAGUAAUGAAGGCAACAGAAGAAACAGCAAAAAGCCAAAGUAAAGGGGAAAAAAACGAAAAAGGAGCAAGUUCCAAAAGAGAAACCAACCCCCCUGGAAGCAAGGAGGCCAGGCGCUGCAUUUCGGAUGACGGUGAAAGCACUCAUGCAAUCAAUAGUACAAAAAUUAAAACACGGCUUUCUGUUAAGCAGACUGCCUUAAAUACUGAAGUACUAAACAAACAUAACUACAACAGCACAACCCCAGGAAUGACAAAGGAAAAGAGAGGAACAGAAAAUGGAGAAUUGACAAUGUACCAGCAGGCUUACAAGUGCUCUUUAAGGUCAGCCAAACGCCUUCAAGGCAAGCAUUUAAGAGAAGAAUCGUCAAGCAAAGAUGAUGAGGAGGAAUCCAGUGAAGAUAUCCCACUGUCUAUCAAAAGGAAAAAUCAACCUUUAUUUAAAAAAGAGACUCAAAACUCUAAAUCUGCCUCUAACUGUAAAAGCUCACAGGACGACGCAGACGCGGUGGUGCGUGAACAGCGGAUGGCAAAACGCUCUGCCCCCGCCAACGCGCCGCUGAGGCAGAGUGCACCCGCGUCCGGGUCUGAUUUACUGGAAGGAAAAACACCUUCUAGUGAGUCCAGUGCUUCCCAUCUGCCCGAUACGGCAACGAGGACAAGAAGCAGAAUCAACCCUCCGCGGUAUCUGCUUGAAUCUGACACUGAGACAGAAAGCAGUGACGAGGAAUUUCAAGUAAAAGAAAAGAAUUCAAAAGCACCUGAUAAAAACCCGAACUGUAAAGUUUCUAAUACUGCCAAGUCUUCAGCAGCAAAAGCGAGAGAACCUGGGAGGGAAAAGGUGCAGAAAUCUCUAGAACUUUUUCCGAGGGCAACUGAUGGUUGGUCUGAAAAGGAAUUACAGAAGCUCUACAGGGCCAUUGCUUCAUUUCCGAAGCACAAGAACGGCUUCUGGGUGGAGGUAGCCAUGGCGGUGGGGUCUCGCUCUGCUGAAGAAUGCCAGCAGAAGUAUGUAGAAGAACAACAGGCCAAAGGUUCCAAAACGCAUGCCAAGAAGACUGCCACCUCGGGAAAACCAGAGCAGAAAGAUAAGAAAGAGCCGGUUACGAUAACUGCCAAAGUGGGAACCUUCAAAAGAAAGCAGCAGAUGAGAGAUUUCCUAGACCAUUUGCCGAAGGACAACCACGACGAUAUUUUCACCGCGACGCCCUUUCAGAACAGAAGAGUAAAG
Pelecanus crispus (Dalmatian pelican) is the source of this 2558-nucleotide messenger RNA. The record is from RefSeq and is a predicted model, not a curated record. NCBI's taxonomy places the organism in Eukaryota, Metazoa, Chordata, Aves, Pelecaniformes, Pelecanidae.